CUCCCUCCCCUUCUUUUUCCAGAUGUCUUCAUGACCCAGUUCUCCGCCCUGCAGACCGCACGCUCGGUGAGGACACGACGGUUGGCGGCCGCCGAAGAAAACCUCGAAGUGGCCCGCGCAGCGCGCCUCGCCCAGAUCUUCAAGGAGAUCUGCGAUGGCAUCAUUGCCUACAAAGAUUCCUCCAGCCAAAUCCUAGCCACCCCUUUGCUGGUUCUUCCUCCGAAAAAAAAGAACGCCGAUUACUACGAGAAGAUCUCGGACCCCCUCGAUCUCACCACCAUCGAGAAGCAGAUCCUGACGGGCUACUACAAAACGGUGGAGGCUUUCGACGGGGAUAUGCUGAAGGUUUUCCGCAACGCUGAGAAAUACUAUGGCCGCAAAUCCCCGAUCGGGCGGGAUGUCUGCCGGCUGCGGAAAGCCUAUUACAACGCCCGUCACGAAGCAGCUGCUCAGAUCGACGAGAUCGUGGGCGAGACGGCCAGCGAGGCGGACAGCAGCGAGACCUCCCUGUGCGAGAAGGAGAGCGGGCACGAGAAGGACGAAGACGUCAUCCGCUGCAUCUGCGGCUUGUACAAAGACGAAGGGCUGAUGAUCCAGUGUGACAAGUGCAUGGUGAGGAUGCCUGCUGGGACCUUCGGGAGGGGGGCAG
This is a messenger RNA of Notechis scutatus (mainland tiger snake), 649 nucleotides long. Lineage: Eukaryota; Metazoa; Chordata; Lepidosauria; Squamata; Elapidae. The record is from RefSeq and is a predicted model, not a curated record.